Messenger RNA from Daucus carota subsp. sativus, 2831 nucleotides. Its product is annotated as probable alpha,alpha-trehalose-phosphate synthase [UDP-forming] 11. The transcript is spliced from 3 exons. Gene Ontology annotation, biological process: trehalose biosynthetic process. Gene Ontology annotation, cellular component: cytosol. Gene Ontology annotation, molecular function: trehalose-phosphatase activity. Bases 204 to 2696 code for a protein of 830 amino acids. Lineage: Eukaryota; Viridiplantae; Streptophyta; Magnoliopsida; Apiales; Apiaceae. The record is from RefSeq and is a predicted model, not a curated record.
ACCACCUUCCUUAUACCAAAAUAUUACUAACAAAACAAAAAUCCCAUAAUUUUAUAAACAUAUUCACUUUCCAUAUCUAUUUUCUCUUCACUAUGUAUAUAAUUCUCGUCUCCAAAACUCUGAAUUUUCCAAAACUAAUCGCAACCCUUUUCUCAAAAUCGAAACUUUUGAUCUGGGAUGUUCUUAGUUUCUCGUAAUUUGUCAUGUUGUCACGUUCUUUUUUCAAUGUGCUAGAGUUGAGUGAUGAUGAUUCUAGUGGUUUAAUCCCAGGAGUUGAAAUGGCUGAUCAAUCCGGCUUCGUUUCGUCUGCAGAUGAGGAGAGGAGAAUCAUUGUUGCUAAUAUGCUGCCUUUGAAGUGUUGGUUUGAUGAAGAGACGAAAAAGUGGGGGUUUGAUUGGGAUGAAGAUGCUCUGGUUUUGCAGAUGAAAGAGGGGUUCGAGGCUAAUGAUGAAGUUGUUUAUGUGGGAUCUUUGAAUGCGGAGAUUGAUGCUCAUGAACAAGAUGAAGUGGCUGAAUUGUUGCUAGAUAAGUUUAAUUGCGUACCUACUUUUAUUCCAAAUGAUAUUCAAGAUAAGUUUUAUCAUGGUUGUUGCAAGCAUUAUUUGUGGCCUUUGUUUCAUUAUAGAUUGCCUAUGACUGAGAAUGUUGGUGUUAAGUUUGAUAAGAAUAUGUGGCAAGCUUAUAUUUCUGCUAAUAAGAUUUUUGCUCAGAGAGUGGCUGAAGUGUUAAACCCUGAUCAUGAUUAUGUCUGGAUACAAGAUUAUCAUCUUUUACUAUUGCCCACUUUUUUGAGGAAGAAGUUUCAUAAGGUUAAGCUUGGGUUUUUCUUGCAUAGUCCAUUUCCUUCGUCGGAGAUGUAUCGUGCAUUGCCUGUUAGGACUGAGAUUUUGAGGGCUUUGUUGAAUUGUGAUCUUUUGGGGUUUCAUACAUAUGAUUAUGCCAGGCAUUUUCUGUCAGCUUGUAGUAGAUUGUUGGGUGUGGAUUCUAAGUUAAUGAGGGGCUACAUUGGGUUAGAGUAUUAUGGUAGAACUGUGUGUAUUAAGAUUCUUCCGGUUGGUAUACAUAUGGGUCUGAUAGAAUCGGUUAAGGCCUUGGAGGACACGGGGGAGAAAGUUAAGGAAUUGAGGGAAAGGUUUAAUGGGAAAACUGUGAUGUUGGGCGUUGAUGAUAUGGAUAUUUUUAAGGGGAUUAGUUCGAAGUUUUAUGCAAUGGGGAAGUUGCUGGAAGAGUAUCCCCAUUUAAGAGGGAAAGUGGUUUUGGUUCAGAUUUUGAAUCCAGCUAGAAGCCAGGGUCGGGACAUUCAACAAGUUAUAGAUGAGACUGAACGAGUUGCUACUGAGAUUAAUCAGAAGUUCGGUGAUUUGGAUUAUGUGCCUAUUGUAUUUGUCAAUGGUCCAGUUUCAACUCGAGACAAAGUUGCGUAUUAUGCCAUAUCAGACUGUUGUGUCGUGAAUGCCUUGAGAGAUGGGAUGAAUUUGGUACCUUACAAGUACACCGUGUCUAGACAAGGGAGUCCUGUAAUAGACAAGGCAAUGGGACUUGAAGGCCAAGAAGCCAUAAGGAAGAGUGUUAUUAUUGUCUCUGAAUUCGUUGGGUGCUCUCCAUCGCUGAGCGGGGCAAUUCGGGUUAAUCCUUGGAAUGUUGAAAGUGUCUCUGAUGCAAUGAGAUCGGCUUUAUCAAUGUCAAAUACGGAGAAGCAGUUGCGCCAUGAGAAACAUUACAAGUAUGUAAGCUCUCAUGAUGUUGCUUACUGGGCUAGGAGUUUUGACCAAGAUCUGAAGAGAGCUUGUACUGGGCAUCUUAACCAGAGAUGUUUGGAACUUGGGUUUGGUUUGAGUUUCAAAGUUGUUGCAAUGGGCCCAAAUUUCAGAAAACUCUCUGUGGAAGACAUUGUCUCUGCUUACAGGAGCACCAACAAUCGGCUUAUUCUGCUGGAUUAUGAUGGCACCAUGAUGCCACAAGGUACAGUUGACAAAGCACCAAGCAGUGAAGUUAUCAAAGUUCUGGAGAAGUUGUGCAGUGAACCACAAAAUGUUGUGUUUAUUGUGAGUGGCAGAGGAAAGGAAUCCUUAAGCACUUGGUUUGCACCAUGUAGAAGACUCGGUCUAUCAGCUGAACAUGGUUACUUUACAAGGUGGACUCAGGAUUCGCGAUGGGAGUGCAGCAUGUCAGCGGAUUAUUUUGGAUGGAAAAGGAUAGCACUGCCUGUAAUGGAGCAUUACACAGAGGCAACGGAUGGCUCAUUUAUAGAGCAGAAGGAAAGUGCAUUGGUGUGGAACCAUCAACAAGCUGAUCCUGAUUUUGGUUCGUGUCAGGCAAAGGAGCUCCAUGAUCAUCUUGAGAGCGUGCUUGCCAAUGAGCCUGUAGUUGUCAAAAGAGGUCAACAGAUUGUGGAAGUGAAACCACAGGGUGUGAGCAAGGGUGUUGCUGUGGAGAGACUUAUUGCAACCAUGCGGAGCAACAAUAGGUUGCCGGACUUUGUGCUGUGUGUAGGAGAUGACUCCUCGGAUGAAGACAUGUUUGCCAGUGUUGCCAAAUGUGUCACUGAGGCUGAAGUGUAUGCCUGCACUGUAGGUCGUAAACCGAGUAACGCUAAGUUCUACCUCGACGACACUGACGAAGUUAUUAAGAUGCUUCAAAGGCUUGCGCAACCUCCAGAGUCUCAAGUCUCUCAUAAACGCUACCGUAGUAUGUGAAUACUUAAGUUUAAUCCAGUAGCCAAGUUUACAAACUAGUCACAUAACAGUUUGCCUCCUCUUUUCACCUUUUUAAUUUAAUAUAUAUAUAAUCCUGAUGUUAGCUCUACAAGAGCGCGGUGAUUUACUUGUUUA